Molecule: messenger RNA, 1217 nt
Organism: Condylura cristata (star-nosed mole)
Lineage: Eukaryota; Metazoa; Chordata; Mammalia; Eulipotyphla; Talpidae
Gene: BCKDHB
Product: branched chain keto acid dehydrogenase E1, beta polypeptide
Exons: 10
Coding region: 32-1210 (392 amino acids)
Biological process (GO): response to nutrient; branched-chain amino acid catabolic process
Molecular function (GO): catalytic activity
Source: RefSeq, a predicted model, not a curated record
GUUUAGCCUGCGAACCCUGCGGCGAGCGGGGAUGGCGGCUGUAGCUGCGGCUGCGGGCCGUUGGCUGGGGCUCGCUGGAGCCCGCUCGGAGGGGCCCUGGCGUCGUCUGCACGGCGCGGGGCUGCGGCGGGCCUUCCUGCACCCGGUCUGGGCCGGCCGGGAGGGGGCUCAGAGGCGUCUGGUGGCUCACUUCACCUUCCAGCCGGAUCCGGAGCCCCAAGAAUAUGGACAAACUCAGAAAAUGAAUCUUUUCCAGGCAGUAACAAGUGCUUUGGAUAACUCAUUGGCCAGAGAUCCCACGGCAGUAAUAUUUGGUGAAGAUGUUGCCUUUGGUGGAGUUUUUAGGUGUACUGUUGGCUUGCGAGACAAAUAUGGAAAGGAUAGAGUCUUUAAUACUCCAUUGUGUGAACAAGGGAUCGUUGGAUUUGGAAUUGGGAUUGCAGUGACUGGUGCUACUGCCAUUGCCGAAAUUCAAUUUGCAGAUUACAUUUUUCCUGCUUUUGAUCAGAUUGUUAAUGAAGCUGCCAAGUAUCGAUAUCGUUCUGGAGAUCUUUUUAAUUGUGGAAGCCUCACCAUCCGGUCCCCUUGGGGUUGUGUUGGCCACGGGGCUCUCUAUCACUCUCAAAGUCCUGAAGCUUUUUUUGCCCACUGUCCAGGAAUCAAGGUGGUUGUACCCAGAAGCCCUUUCCAGGCCAAAGGACUUCUUUUGUCAUGCAUAGAGGAUAAAAACCCUUGUAUAUUUUUUGAACCUAAAAUACUUUACAGGGCAGCAGUGGAACAAGUUCCUGUAGAACCAUACAAGAUCCCGCUGUCCCAGGCUGAAAUCAUACAGGAAGGGAGUGAUGUUACUCUGGUUGCUUGGGGCACUCAGGUUCAUGUGAUCCGAGAGGUGGCUUCCAUGGCUCAAGAAAAGCUUGGAGUGUCUUGUGAAGUCAUUGAUCUAAGGACUAUAUUACCUUGGGAUGUAGAUACAGUUUGCAAGUCCGUGAUCAAAACAGGGCGACUCCUAAUCAGUCAUGAGGCUCCCUUGACAGGCGGCUUUGCAUCAGAGAUCAGCUCUACAGUUCAGGAAGAGUGUUUCCUGAACCUUGAGGCUCCUAUAUCAAGAGUUUGUGGGUAUGACACACCAUUUCCUCACAUAUUUGAGCCAUUCUACAUCCCAGACAAAUGGAAGUGCUAUGAUGCACUGAGAAAAAUGAUUAACUAUUGACCAUAUA